AUGUUUACAAAUUCUGUCAUUAAUCGCCAGUCAGUCAUUAAGUUUCGUCAACAGUCAGUAAUUUCGCCGCAUUUAAGACAACAAAUAAUGGAUAAUUUGAUAAUUCCACCGAAUCCAAACUGGUUUUCCCAGUCAAUUUGCUAUUGCACACCAGAUAAUGGCUUCAUAUAUGGAGCAACAUCAAAGAUAGCGUAUAUACCACCGAAAAAUGAGCAGGAAGAGGCUCAAAUGAAAAUUUUGGAUUUGAAGAAGAAACUCAACUGCUUCGCAUUAUGUCCAAAUUACAAUGAAACGAGACGUUUAGCACUGAUUAAUGGAGAUUAUCAAGUUUUGGUUUACAACUUCCAGACUGAAGAAAUUAUUAAAGGACAUAAAGGACAUUGUGAUGAAUUGAACAAGCAAUAUCAGUUUUCAGCAAUAACAUUCACAUCCAGUAAUAUUGUCUUAUCGUCCCUCAAUUCUGAUGUCAUCAAGUUUUGUCUUCUUACCAAUACUUUCAAGUCAUAUCCGGAUUUUUCAAAUCGCAAUCCAAUAACAAUUUUAAAGAAAUCUCCAAAAGAUUGUGAAUUAGUUGCAGCUGGAACUAAGAAUGGCUUAAUACUACUUAUCGACAGCGAAAAGAUGGAAAUUAAGGCAAGACUUCGUGGUCAAGACACUGAAAUCACGUCACUUGACUUUAUGGUGUUUCCUGUAAUCUCAAAAGAGAUCCCAAAAAUUAAUAAUGUUAAAAAGGCUGUCAAACAGUCGGUUCCAACUGAUGAUUCUGAUAUUUUUGAUAUCUAUAAAACUGAUAAGAUUGAGGAUGAAUUUGGAGCUUUUCAAGAGAAUUACGAGGACAGAAGUGACGACGAGGAAACAAAUGAUGCAUCAAUGAAGGAAAAAGUCCACAAUACAUCAGAUUUUAACUUCUUGGAAGCAUGUAGUGAUUUAAAGCAUCAAAUAUUGAACCGAGAUGAAGAAAGUUCAGCAACAGGAAAUCGAAAUUCUGGGACUUUUGAUGAUAAUAAGGAACAGUAUGGCAUGAAGAAUGAAGAAACUCCGUCUGUAGAUGUAUCAAUAGCAUCAAAUCGUUCAUCUCACACGCCAGUCUUUACAGAAGAAUCUCUUAAUUAUAUCGAUGAAUGCCAACGAUUAAAGGAAUUUGAUGAAAAAUCUACUAAUGAUCUAGAUAUUGUUGUUCUGGCUUCUGGAGCACGUGAAUGUGUCGUUUGGCUUUGGGAUAUUAUUGAGCAUACAGCAUUACAUAAAAUUCGUUGGCAUCCAAAAGCAAAAAAUCUACUUCCAGCUAUUUUUACAAAUGUUUUAUGGCUGGAUAAGGAAACAUUGCUGUUUACGGAUAAUAAUGGGGAAGUAACAGAACACAAGAUCAGAUUUGAUGAAAAAAAUAAGAAGAUUACAGAUCAAAGACAGAAGAGAACUUAUGAAGUAAAAGGUGUUCUUAACAUCUGCAAAACUAAUGACUGUUCACUGCUCUGGAUGUCAUCAAUUCAUCGUCAUAUUUGUUGUUUAGAGACAAAGAAUCUGGCAAAAAUUAUCAGCCUCGAUACAUUGCAGAUCAGAAUUCAUUAUAUUAUUGAGAAUCCAAUUGAAUCGAACGUAAUCGCAAUUGGUGGAAAUGACAAGAGAUUAUGUUUAUGGAAUACAUCAGACGCAAGUCGUCACAUGAUCACUUUAAAGCCAUUCAUGAAUAAAAUACAAUCGAGUAUUUUGUGCAUUGCAUGGCAUCCUGAAAAGGAUAAUAUUUUAGCAUUUAGUACACGGGAAGGUCGUGUUGGAAUUUUGGAUACGAACAAAUUUACAAAUGUGCCAGUUAUUUUGGAAUCUUUUACAAGCCAUGAGAUUUAUUCAAUGACUUGGGCCAAAUUUAUAGAUUCUAGUAGAUCAGAAACGACAGUAUUAAUAGUCUGCAGUAAUGGAAAGUGCGUCUACUAUAACUACAAAGAUUUUAAGAUGAAUCUCUUGCCACAAUUUAAGAAUAUUUGCUCAUUGGCAUCAAACAUGAAUUUAUUAGCAUUAGGAAACAACAAUGGAAGUGUUUUCAUUUGUGACAUGUCUAAAGACUUUAAAGUUAUAGCGCACACAAAGAUUUGUCAGAAAUAUAUUGGAAUGAUGACUUGGUUUAAUGAUAAAUUGGCAAUUGCUUCUGAAAAAGGCAUAACAAUUAUUAAAGACUUGAAUGCAGGAAUGAACGAGGAAAUUGUCGAGGAUAAUAAAAUUAAAUUACAGCAACAGAAGCGAGUUUAUAGUGUCAGAUUUGAUAAGAGUGGCAAUCAUUUAGUCACAUCGAAUAUCACGGGAACAGUUAAUGUAUGGAACUUGGAAACAUCAAGCAUAAUUUCAGCUAUGAACAUCGAUACUCCAGUUUACUGUGCGAUUUUCAUGCCAAAUAAUGAAGAAGUACUUAUUUGUGGUGGACAAGACUCAACAAUUCAUGCAUUUGAAUGGAAAAAGCAUCCACAAAGUCAAGAAGUUCCUGAAAAGGUUUCAAAAAAUGAUGAUAAAAUGAAGCAUGUCGAAUGGGGAAUAUUGUCGGAAAUGACUACAAUCUCAAAAUACAAUAAGAAGCGUCGCAUCAAGAAGAAAGUAUCUCCAAACAAUAAAAUUACUGAAAUUACUAACGGAAUUAAGCACAUGAAAGUUGGAUCCAAGAAAAUCACGACUAUUUUUACAGCUGCAAAUCGUGAAAUCUCUGUUAAUCCACUAAAUUUCAUACAAAUGCUUUUAAGUGGAAAUGAUGGACGUGAACUGAGCAUGAAUGAAGUCAUGUUUGGAAAUCGAGGGGAUAUUAAGAAGAUGAUUGAUCGAGAACUGGAAAAUGAUCAGAAAUCAUUCGGAACUAUUAUUCUACCUCAAUUGACUGAUGAUCUCAAGGAUGACAUUUUGGAACGUAUAGAAAACAAGACAUUGGCAGAAGUUCACGUUUCAAUUUCUCCAUCUAUUUCUUACGAUUUGUGGAAGAAAUCAUGCUUAGCUUUUGGAAAGCAAUGCAUCGAAAGUGACGAAUUUAUACGUGCGGUUCCUUUCUUGCUCGCUGUAAAUGACGUCGAUAACUGUGUUGACAUGCUGUGCGAGGCUAAAUACUUCAGAGAAGCUUGGGUGAUUGCUAAAAUGAGAAAGGAUGAAAAGGAUCCAAUUUAUGAUAAAAUCAUGCAAAAAUGGAUCUCUUAUUUGGAUUACAGCGGUAAUUAUGAGACAUCUGCUGCUUUGUUAUGCUGUACGAAGGAUUAUAAGCGAGCUUAUGAAGCAUUGGAUAAAAGACAGAAUAAGGAUGAAAAGUUCAUUGAAAUUUUUAACAUUUUAUCUUCUAAAGUUUAA
Messenger RNA from Chironomus riparius, 3315 nucleotides. NCBI's taxonomy places the organism in Eukaryota, Metazoa, Arthropoda, Insecta, Diptera, Chironomidae. The record is from the annotation of a GenBank genome assembly.